CCCGCGCCCCGGCUCGAUGCUCGGAGGCGGCGGGCCGUCCCAGCGGGCGCCCGGCGACACACUGACUUGCAGCAGGUCGGUCCACUCGAUCGCGUCCGGAGCCUCCGCUCCGCCGCUCCUCAAUCUCUCCGCGGUUUCCGAGCAGCGGCGCCGGGCGGAGCAGCGGCGAGAGGCUCAGCCGGGGCCGCGAGGACGACGGCGUCCCGAACACCUCAGCGCCCGCGCCGCCGCGCGCUCUGUCAGGAGCGGAACUUCCUCCUCUGCUGAGCGGCCGCCCCCGCCCGGCUCCUCCUCCUCCUCCUCCUCCCUCCUCCUCCUCAGCGAGCCCCGCCGCCCGCUUCCCGGCCGAGCCCAGCCGCAGGAGCUGAGUCCCCGCGCCUCGGCAGCGUGCGAGGUAGCCGGGCCUCGGCCCUCGGACCGACAGCCCGGGGCCGGCGCCGGCUCAUUCCUCGCACCGCCGGGGAGAGGCGGGCGAGCAAGCGGGGGCGAGCAGCCGCGCCUCGGGCGGGCGCAGGGCGGCUCCGGCUGGGCCCGGCCUCGGGUGGCUCGCACGCUCAGGCCGGCGGGGCGCGGCACCGCGGCCCGGGGCUGGUCCUUGGCCCCUGGAGGCCCGAGGAGCGCCGAGCGGCAGUGGGGCCGACACCGGUUGGGUCGAGCGGAGCCGAGCGGCUGCGGGGGGCGCGGGCCGGCCUGCCGCCCCGACUCGCGAGUGGGCGUCCCCGGGCGGCGGAGUGUGAGGUGCGCGCGCACGCUCCCGGCCGCCGCGCCCCUCCCCCGCCCGCCGGGCCGCUCGGGCCUGGCCGCGGCCGCCGGGAGCCCCGAGCCCCCGGAAACCCCGGCGGCCGGGCGAGGGGGACCGAGCGCCCGGGUCUGGGUCUGAAACGCGGCGCUGGAAUCCGGGGAUCCCGGAACUGACGGAUUCCGGGGACCAAGGCUGGCGCCUGCCUCGAUGACACAGACUCGGGCCCGGGGUUCAACUGCAGAGUCCCAAACUUCCACGCGUUCUUGGGCACGCGAGGCUGGAUGAAGGAGGUGGCACCGGCCACGUGCCGGUUCCCUGCUAAAAUGGCAGCCUUGCCCUUUCAACUGGGUCCCAUCCUAAGGAAUCCAGCUACCUGUGUAGGACAGGAGAGUCCUCAUGGUUCAGUCCCUAGGACACACUCUGUUCAUCUUCACCCUCUCCCAAAAGAUUUCAGGCUGAUGAGGACCAUUCCUGGAAUCCACUCAUGUUUUGCAAUAUUGAAGUUCCUUGUGUUUGUUUAAGCUUACGUUGACUCUUCCAUUGUUAAAAUAAAAUAACAAUUUUGAAGUUG
Messenger RNA from Alexandromys fortis (reed vole), 1313 nucleotides. Its product is annotated as translation initiation factor IF-2-like. The record is from RefSeq and is a predicted model, not a curated record. The transcript is spliced from 2 exons. Lineage: Eukaryota; Metazoa; Chordata; Mammalia; Rodentia; Cricetidae. Bases 17 to 880 code for a protein of 287 amino acids.